CUGUCUCCACAGCGCCCACUACCGCACGGAGAGUGUUAGUAGGAGUGUUAUAUUUAAAUCACAAUUAUAAUAUUAUGAUUCCUAAAUGAGUUAAAUAACAGAUAGACACCAACACACUGGGGCCCGAGGUGUAUUUACUCAUAAGGUUUAUGAAUGGAUUCGUUUAUUAUUGUUUGCGACAGUCGUUGGUUUUCAGCAUUUGGAUUCCCUUUACGGCAGCAGAAGCGUAUCUGACAGACAGACCUUUACGGCAUCAAACCUGCCGCUGCAGCCAUGGGUUCCCGUCGAUUGUUCCGGAUCGGUUCCUUCGGGAGCACCGCGCUCCAUCGCUCCCCGUCACUGCUCGCCUUCCGACCAGAGCCCACCUGUCCACAGGUUGAAUUGGGCCGUUGUCUCCAGAGAGGAUUGUGUUCCCGCCGGGACGAGGUGAGCCUGGCGGAGGAGGCCAGCAGGAUGUACGGGUCUCCGGCUCCCACCAUAUUCUCCAAGGUUAUCGACAAGAGCCUCCCUGCAGACAUCAUCUACGAGGACGAGAAGUGUCUGGCCUUCAGAGACAUCACCCCCCAGGCUCCGGUCCACUUCCUGGUGAUCCCCAAGGUCCAGAUUCCCCGGAUCAGCGCGGCCCGGGACGGGGAUGCUGAGCUUCUGGGUCACCUGCUGCUGGUGGCCAAGAAUGAGGCCAAGAAGGAGGGUUUGAGCGAAGGCUACAGAGUCGUGAUCAACGAUGGGCCGCAUGGGGCCCAGUCUGUCUAUCACCUGCACAUCCACGUCCUGGGAGGGCGGCAGAUGACCUGGCCCCCGGGAUAGAGUGUGUGUGUGUGUGUGUGUGUGUGUGUGUGUGUGUGUGUGUGUGUGUGUGUGUGUGUGUGUGUGUGUGUGUGUGUGUGUGUGUGUGUGUGUGUGUGUGUGUGUCAGAAAGUCCCUUUCCCACAUGGCAUAAUCGAGUUCUGAUUAUCUAAAUGUCAAUAUUUUUGUAGUAUGUGUGUGAUUUAAUCCAAAUAAAGAUUGAGUGUACGCCUAGACGUGGGUUUGCGUUUUUGAUUGUUGCCAUACCAACUGUAUGUCUCUCUAAUCUUCAUAUAGUUCAAAACCCAUCUGACUAGACGGUUUGUAAGAGUGAAACAAAGUUUAUUUUGCCGUUAGUUUCGACUCAUUCUGAAAUAAAUUUGUACUGUGUAAAACCGGUUCCAAACCGAUAAAACGCUGCAAACUGGUAUUUAGUCUUUAGUGGUCUUAUUUGUUUUGCAUCAUUGGUAAACUUUUAUUUACUCAUCCAGCAGGCAGAGCAGAAAGGAGUACUUUAUGUUAUGGAAUAGGUCCAACACUGCCUGCCACGGGCCCGUUCCCUGAGCUAGAGACAACGUUUGUUCCAGUCCUUUAAAUAGCAGGCCUCUGUUCUAGAUUCUCUGAAAUCGUCCGAACUGUACAUGAAGUGACAGUUUGUUUUUUGUGACUGAAGUGAAGGAUUCAUU
Molecule: messenger RNA, 1472 nt
Organism: Gadus chalcogrammus (walleye pollock)
Lineage: Eukaryota; Metazoa; Chordata; Actinopteri; Gadiformes; Gadidae
Gene: hint2
Product: histidine triad nucleotide binding protein 2
Exons: 5
Coding region: 274-807 (177 amino acids)
Cellular component (GO): cytoplasm; mitochondrion
Molecular function (GO): hydrolase activity
Source: RefSeq, a predicted model, not a curated record